AUGUCCAAGCUGAGGGUUCUUGAUUUCCAGUACAACUUGGACAAGGGGCUAAAAGUCUUUAAAUCCCUGUCAGCGUUGCGAGACUCGAAGGUGUCCGAUUUGUUCGUGCGGUACGAGCCGAACGAGGUUGAGUUGCGCAAGGUGUUCGACAAAAUCUCGAACCAAAAGGAUAAGAUCGACGAGGGCGACCUCGAGCGGCUGGUGAAAAUGACGCACACGUGCCACCUCCAGAGCAACGAGAAGAAAAAGGUUUGCGAGGCGGAGGAGGAGGCGAAGCGGAUGCUGUGGGCGGCGGACCUGAACAAAGACGGAGUGGUGGACUUCGGGGAGUUUAUGGAGGUGAACAGGAAGGGCGGGGUGAGGAGCAGCGAGAUCAAGAGCGCCUUCUGGAUGUUCGAUCAGGACGGCGACGGCCGGAUAAGUGCCGCCGACAUACAGAAGAUGAUGGUGAGGCUGGGGGAGAGUUGCAGCCUGGAGGACUGCAAGAGGAUGGUGAGGCAUGUGGACAAGAACCAGGACGGCGUGGUGGACAUGGACGAGUUCAUGGAGAUGAUGACCAGCACCAUGAAGCUCAUGUGA
Messenger RNA from Zingiber officinale, 579 nucleotides. RefSeq names its product calmodulin-like protein 30. The record is from RefSeq and is a predicted model, not a curated record. Gene Ontology annotation, molecular function: calcium ion binding. Lineage: Eukaryota; Viridiplantae; Streptophyta; Magnoliopsida; Zingiberales; Zingiberaceae. The transcript has a single exon. The coding region runs from base 1 to 579 and encodes 192 amino acids.